This is a messenger RNA of Kwoniella botswanensis, 1296 nucleotides long. RefSeq lists its product as uncharacterized. The coding region runs from base 1 to 1296 and encodes 431 amino acids. NCBI's taxonomy places the organism in Eukaryota, Fungi, Basidiomycota, Tremellomycetes, Tremellales, Cryptococcaceae. The transcript has a single exon. The record is from RefSeq and is a predicted model, not a curated record.
AUGACAGACCCUCCUCGAGCUUAUCGAGCAGGUUUAGGUCUUCCUCAGGCAGUGAUCAUCAGAUCAUCUCCUGGACCCCUUCCCACUCCAUCGCAUUAUCAUUCAUCCCUAAUCGAAGACCAAUCAACAAAUGAGACAGAGGAAGAGACUAUUCGCAAUGCAUAUAGAGGAGUCAUACCAAAAGAGACUAUAUGGAAAGAAUGGAAUGUAAAUCCUACAUCCCACGGUCCAGCCAAAUUGGUCCUUCCACCUAAAUUCGUCAUUUCCUCUACGCAGUAUGAUGAAUUGGGAAGGUCGUCAAAUGAUGGAGUAGAUGUAUUGGUGGAUAAAGGAAAAACUCGGGAGGAAGGAGAGAAGAAAGAGAGUGGGAGGGAUGUAGCGGAUUGGUACAUGAGUUUAGCGAAAAGUAGAAGUGGAAGUGGGACACCUGCAAAUGUAUCAUCUACCAAUACUGAUACGAAUACGAAUAUGGCUCAGGAAGUCAAAACUAUCAUACAGGAUUCCACCACCCAAUCGGUUGCUUCGUCAUCCACUUCCAUUCCAACCACUGCCUCUUCUUCAUCGUCAACAUUACCAAGCUCAAACACUCAGAAACCCCUCCGAGUCCAUUCAAGAGAUUGGUUCAUCCGUCGAGCCCUACUUCAUUCCUCAUCGUCCACCCCUGUACCACCAUCGCGUACCACUUCGAUAGGUAAUUUGUUGAAAAUGAACCCAUCGGCGCCGGUUAAAAGACAGUACGAACCUCAGUAUGUGCUUGGACCGGAGAAUAAGGGGUAUGAGAUAUUGAAAGAUCGUUUGGGAUGGCAUGGAGGUGGGUUGGGUAAACCUGAUGGGUGGGAAGCCAGUCAGAGCCAGCCUGAGGAGUCAGGCUCAUCUGCAUCUGGGUCUUCAACUGUAGUGGAUGAGAAGGGAAAGGUUAAAGAAGUACUAGAGAUAGAUGAUAAUGGUCAACCUAUAAUCGAUCUUACUUUAGACUCUGAUGAAGAUUUUGAUGGUUCCGAAGAAGAAAAGAAAUAUGGACCGGGUCGAACGGCACCUAUACCCACAAUGUUGAAAUUGGAUCGUAAAGGAUUGGGACACACGCAUAAUUCGAGAAAUAAGAACAUCGCUUCGUUAGCCAAGAAAGUAACUCAUAGUCACAAAGAGAUUGAAGAUGCCCGGAGGAGAUCACAGUAUGGUAGAGGGAAAGGGCAUGGACGAGGUUUGGAGUUGGGGAAGAAAGGGAAAGUGAAGUGGAAAGAAAGAGAUAAGAAGGAUAGAGAUGAGAGGAGGGCCAUCAAAGCUGCUUUAGGUUGA